AUGGAGCUCGAGACCCAUCUACGCAAGUUUCGGCACCUGACAUGGCAGAACUCCGACGAAAAUGUUGCAUUGCCGCUACCUGUUUCCGACUUCGACACUGUGUUCGGACUUCUACCCGAAAACAUAAAGCCCUCGCCUCGACCAAUUCCAAAAGACGCCCAAUUUCCUUCACACGACAAUCUCUCCACGGGUGCAAACUGUGUUUGCGGCGACUUGAUUGCUCGAGUGAUCGCAAAUGCUCGUCUUGAUGACGACGACCAUGCGUCCAAGUUCUGCCUUGCCAGAUUGUCCGCCACUGUGUCAGAAUUUUUGGCAGAACCGCCACCUUGUAGUGUCUGCAACUUCAUACAGCACCACAUCAGUACCGAGCUCGCAAUGGACAAAGACAAAGAGAAGUAUCUCAACGAGAAACUGGAGCUAAGUCUAAGCUUUGAUCGACCCCGUCACUUCCGUUACCCGACCAUAACCGUCUCGGCUGGAGGGCAUGAGCUGAAGGACCUCUCACUAGUGCCAACAUUAUAUGAUACCUCUGAAGACAUUGCACAUCUUCCGUUGUCAACCACAGUCGUUCCAUCCAACUCAAUGGACGUGGACGUGCUGGAAACACUCAGAUCAUGGCUUCGGCAAUGUGAGGACCAUUCCGGGUGUGUCCGACCGAAGGCGAAGCGCUCGCCGCGCAGGCUUGUCGAUGUUGGGACCGAACGUAUCCCGGAAUUACAUCUCCGCACUUGUGAUGGUAACGAGGGCGAUUUCGUUGCGCUGAGUUAUUGCUGGGGCCAUUAUAAAGGCCCGAAGCUCACACAAACCUGCAUCGAGGCAUUCCACGAAGGUUUGGACGAGACGAUUCUUCCCCAGACAUACAAAGAUGCUAUCUGGGUGACACGAAAGCUAGGAAUUCGCUAUCUCUGGAUUGAUGCAUUGUGCAUCCUGCAAGACAACGAAGAAGACUGGCGGGCCGAAAGCAUGAAGAUGGACCAAGUCUAUGGUAACGCUCGGCUGACAAUUGCUGCCUUCAGGGCCUCCUCCGACAUGGAAGGCUUUUUGGGUGACCGAGACUCUCAGCCCAUUUGGGCAUUCUGCGGUACAAUAAGUUACAUCGACGAAAAAUACCCUGUUUACAUGGUUGAUGAAGAUGAAAUGAGGAAGUUCAAAUUUUACAUCCACGAGCCGCAGGGACCUCUGGGAAAGCAGCCAUUAGCUUCACGAGGAUGGGCAAUACAAGAAAGGCUAAUGUCUCGGCGCAUCGUCUACUUCACCUCGAAUCGUAUGAUCUGGCAAUGUACGCGUGGCAUCACCACGGAAGAAGGGCUGAUCUGCGACCCUCAGUUGCAGCUCGCAUGGAUCAAAGACAACACUGCCCAUUCGUAUUGGUGUGAUGUCGUGAAGCAGUACUCUUCCUGCAAGCUCAGCCAUCCUAGCGAUCGUCUGCCUGCGCUUGCUGGGCUGGAGCAUGCUAUCCGGGGUUUGCGAACCGACGACGAUAGCUUUUGUUCGGUCACUGGAAGCACGACAUCAUCAACUCUCUUCUCUGGAUAG
Messenger RNA from Zasmidium cellare ATCC 36951, 1536 nucleotides. RefSeq lists its product as uncharacterized. The transcript has a single exon. The record is from RefSeq and is a predicted model, not a curated record. Bases 1 to 1536 code for a protein of 511 amino acids. NCBI's taxonomy places the organism in Eukaryota, Fungi, Ascomycota, Dothideomycetes, Mycosphaerellales, Mycosphaerellaceae.